GCUCUGAAACUCCCAGUCCACGCCUCUACCUCGAACAACACACCGGAAAGGCCAUGGCAAUGACAUGGCACAUGGCGUUUUGGAUCGCUAACAUGGUUUGGGUGGCCUUGAGCGACUGUGUUUCUUCUUGUUUGGCCAUCGCCGACGAGGUCGCGGGCUCCAUCAGAACUGGUGAUAUUGGCCCUUUUCACAUCGGCUGACCGGAGAUUCUUCGAUUUCGUCAAUUCGUAACCCUCUGGAACAGACUGCUAUAGUUGCACACUUCUGGUUAUAAAUCCCCAGAUCCUACUCAUAUGAUCAGCAAUGAAUUGUAGAUAAAAUUAUAUUUUACCGUUGCUUCCAUGCCUUCCAUGCUCAAUAGGUGAAGAACGAUAAUACGUUCAUAUGCAGGUAAAAAAGAACUAUUAGUAGAUGAGUACGAACUGUGAAAGCUGAGGAACAAAAGUUACUGUGUUGGACUAUGGCUGCUGCUUCCACACCCAUCCUGAAUUGGUAAAAAUUGUAUAUUCUUGAGUCAUCUGCAUGUUUUAGCUCGUUGGAGCUCUGACCACGAGAACAUGUUAGUUUGAAAUAUUCGUAUCAAUUACUUACGUACAAUCUUGUUAAAACAUUUAAUUCCUAAGAACUUUUGGUAGUUUUAGUAUUCU
Messenger RNA from Cucurbita pepo subsp. pepo (vegetable marrow), 647 nucleotides. The record is from RefSeq and is a predicted model, not a curated record. Lineage: Eukaryota; Viridiplantae; Streptophyta; Magnoliopsida; Cucurbitales; Cucurbitaceae.